Molecule: messenger RNA, 2556 nt
Organism: Amphiprion ocellaris (clown anemonefish)
Lineage: Eukaryota; Metazoa; Chordata; Actinopteri; Pomacentridae
Product: ADP-ribosylation factor 1-like
Exons: 5
Coding region: 172-717 (181 amino acids)
Biological process (GO): intracellular protein transport; vesicle-mediated transport
Cellular component (GO): cytoplasm; plasma membrane
Molecular function (GO): GTPase activity; GTP binding
Source: RefSeq, a predicted model, not a curated record
CGAAACGGGGCGGGAUAUCAGUUACACCAUACGCGCUGUGAUUGGUCCAGCUGUGAUAGUGGGAAGUGUCCGUUACACCGGUGUCUCCCUGGUUGCGCAAGACGCCAUUUUGGAGUGACAGUCAAAUAAAACGGAAAGAUCGAGAAGCUGUCUUUGUAAAGCUUCGUCACCAUGGGGAGUGUAUUUUCGAGCUUAUUCAAGGGCCUCUUCGGAAAAAAAGAAAUGAGGAUUCUAAUGGUCGGGCUUGAUGCUGCUGGAAAAACAACUAUCCUAUAUAAACUGAAGCUUGGAGAGAUAGUCACCACCAUUCCCACCAUUGGUUUUAACGUUGAAACUGUAGAAUACAAGAACAUCAGCUUCACAGUGUGGGACGUGGGCGGUCAGGACAAAAUCAGGCCGCUGUGGCGCCACUACUUCCAGAACACUCAAGGGCUUAUCUUUGUGGUGGACAGCAACGACAGGGAGCGAGUGAACGAGGCGAGGGAGGAGUUGUCCAGAAUGCUCGCUGAGGACGAACUCAGAGACGCUGUGCUGCUCGUUUUUGCAAAUAAACAGGAUCUCCCCAAUGCGAUGAACGCUGCAGAGAUCACAGACAAGCUGGGCCUCCACGCCCUCCGCCAACGCAGCUGGUACAUCCAGGCCACCUGCGCCACCAGCGGGGACGGCCUGUACGAGGGCCUGGACUGGCUCUCCAACCAGCUGAAGAACCAGAAAUGAUCCAUUCCACCGGUUUUGAUUUUUUUUUCUCGUUUGUUGUUUAUUUUUUCUGUUCCGACACGGCGGCAGCACCGGAUCCAGGCCCCCCUCGCUCUCCCAUCUAACCCCGUUUUUCUGCCCCCCGGCUCUUUCUUUCAUGAACUUCCUUCAUUCCCUCCUCUUGCUUUCUUUCUUUCUUUCUCCCCUUCUCGUCAGUACUCUUGGGGCUCUAGCCUGUGCUGCUUGUGUGUGCGUGGGAGUGCGAGCGUGUGUGCCUUGUGUGUGUGUGUGUGUGUGUGUGUGUGUGUGUGUGUGUGUGUGUGUGUGAAGGCGUCUCUGUGUAUGUUGGCUGGGAUUGGGAGUGACCCUGGCGUGCCUUUUACACACCUCCUGUGGAAUCAGCAGUCUGGUUUUCAAGCCCCCUUUCUCCAUCCACCAAACUCAGCCUCCGCCCCGCUCAGCCGACCCCCACUCUCAGUCUUGCACGGCCCCCUUCUCCCCGUCACCCUUUACUCUCCAGAGGAAGCAUGGUUUUCAUACGGCAAAGAAAGAGCAAGGGUGCAAGUCCUCCCCACCGUCCUCCUCCUCUCUCCCUGUAGUAUCUAUCUAUGUUAACUAGAAAUGUUCCCCCCAUGUAGUCUGAAUGCUAGAUGUUCAUUUUAUCCUCUUUGAUUUUGAAACCUCAAACCCACCAGUAAGAGAUUCUUUAAAUUGCAUCUUAACCUGUAUCAGGUUGAAGCAAAUCAAAAAAAGAAAAAAAAAAAACCACGGGAAAAAAAGGUAUAAAAAAACUAAUAAAAAUAAAAAACGCCCAUCCUCGAUCAUUCUGGUGUCAUUUGAAAAUCAUGCUGUUUGUUUUAUUAUUAUUAUAUUGGAGUAUAACAGAUUAUUCUUAGCGAUGGUUCUCCAGUGAACACUAUCUUUGUCCCCACCACUAAGAGACCGUGAAGCACAAGGCAAACCAACAAUCUUUAGAAGAAACAUGACUGAAUUCAAAAUUAGAAUCUGCAAGUGUAUGCAAUUCUUGUCUUAUUGAAUCUUUUUGGUAGCUGGUGUUUAAUUCCCUGGAUUAAAUUGGAUUUUUGAGAUGACUUUCAGUGUAAUAAUGAGUCUUUCUGACAUUGUUGACAUUUUACAAAAACUUCUGCCGGUUUUCUGGUGUCCUGAUACAUUCACAGGCGUGUUAUUCCUUUAAGAGACGUUACACGCGUUUGUUUUUUUUGUUUUGUUUUUUCUGUAACUAGUUUUAGCAUUUCUAUUUGUACUGUGACUGCUGAACCAAAUGCAUUUGAGCAGUAUGACAAAUCCUAUUUCUGGAAGUAGUAGUGUCCUCGAAGGCCUCCACUGAAUUUGACGAGUUUUUUUUUUUCUUCCUUUUUUUUUUCUCACCAAUGGUUGGCAGUUUUACUUUGAAAAUCUGAAAGCAUCCAGCUGUCUAAUUUUCCCAGGUGGGGGAUGAAGGAUUGGCACCGAAAAAGAAUAAAAAACGAAACACACGACGACAAAAAGCAAAAUGAAGGCUCUUUAACUGUGAACAGUCCAGACGCCAAGAACGGCGACUAGUCGGGAUGUCUGGGUGUUACAGGCUACUGCUUCUCACCGUAGCGCUGCGUACUCGGUGACUCGAAAGACCAACGCGACUCUGUUGUCGGCGGCGAGCUGGAAGGACUCGGUGGUAGACCUGUCGAGGGGAAUGGGUGUGCAGUUACCUGGUGGUGAGAUUCAGCAGGUGUCCUCAGUGUUGAACCAUGGGGGUUAAGCUGGCACUUCUGUCAAGAAUGAUUGUAAAUCUGUAAGUUCCCCUGUAAACUCUUUCUGUGGGGAUUUCCUGAACACAUUAAUAAACAUGAUUUGAUCCAA